CUCUCAUUUAUACUGCUGGCUUUCGCCGCUGUGCUGAACGAGAUUGUGUUGUCAUUCGUCCAUGAGCGUGUGCCCGAAACGCCUCCACUGCCCGAUAUAACAUUUUCGUUGAUACCGUACUACAAGGACGGUCUAAAAAUCUGCGAAUAUAUCAUGCUGGCUUCGUUCGCCUCCGUUCUGCUUUUGAUGCUCUUCCAUCGGCAUCGAUGGAUCAUGUUCCGGCGAUUAAUGAUGGUGGGCUCAUUGCUAUAUUUGAUGCGUUGCGUUACCAUGAUCGUUACACAAGUGCCUGUUGCCGAUCCGAAUUUCCUUUGUGCACCAAAAUAUGUGACCAAAUGCGUGACCAACGUUUUUGCGACGUUCUGGAAUGUGGUACUGCGUGGUUUGAAGAUGGUGUCCGGCGUAGGCCUAAACGUUCGUGGCAAAUACACUCUCUGUGGCGACUACAUCUAUAAUUCUCCUCGGCGAUGGCGUAUUUUGCACAUAUUCUCCUGGCUGGUCGCCCUCGUUGGUGUCGUAUUUCUGGUGAUCUCACGCGGUCAUUACACUCUUGACGUCAUUCUCUCGUACUUCAUCUGCACUCGAGUUUUCUGGAACUAUCACACAAUGGUGGCGCAUCCCACUAUUCGGGUCAGUAAGACAUUAUAUAAAGCUUUUCGCGUUCUGCGUCCUUUGGACGGCUCUGCCCUUGGAAUGGCUACCAACCAUACUCCACCGGGCCUUUAA
Ostertagia ostertagi is the source of this 726-nucleotide messenger RNA. The record is from the annotation of a GenBank genome assembly. NCBI's taxonomy places the organism in Eukaryota, Metazoa, Nematoda, Chromadorea, Rhabditida, Trichostrongylidae.